Messenger RNA from Python bivittatus (Burmese python), 1799 nucleotides. RefSeq lists its product as uncharacterized. Gene Ontology annotation, molecular function: protein kinase binding. NCBI's taxonomy places the organism in Eukaryota, Metazoa, Chordata, Lepidosauria, Squamata, Pythonidae. The record is from RefSeq and is a predicted model, not a curated record. Gene Ontology annotation, biological process: T cell receptor signaling pathway; B cell receptor signaling pathway. Gene Ontology annotation, cellular component: B cell receptor complex.
GCUUGCAAUUGGGCAGCGUGGGCAGGAAACAAAGCAUUAUUUUUGGCUGUGCGCUGUGUGGCUGGUGAUACCCACACCUUCUUGGGGAAACGGCUGUGCGGGAGCUGGGGGUGCCUGCAGCGGCAGAAAAGGGUGUGCAAGCAGGAGCUGAGGUUCUCGCUGGAAGGACGUCUGCGAGACACUCCAUGAGAAACGGGUGUUCGUCAGUAGGACAGAUCGUAGACAUGCGCUUCCCUUCCUGCUCCUCCUGAACGGCUGAACUUCCUGUUCCAAGUGGCUUUCAUGGCGUCCGCCUCUGAGGAAGGACCGGUGGGGGGGGUCCCUUUCUUCAUCGCAGUGUCCCUGGCCUCUGCCUGCCUUGUGGCUCUCUGCGCAGCCUGCAAAAGGAAAGAUAAGAGCAACCUGUCUUCCCAGGAUGAUGACCAUGAGUUAUUUGAUGAAGCUGCUGGGCUGAGACGGAUGGUGCCCUUGGCAUUUGGAGGAUCGGUUCCCAGUCUGCGGCACGUCAGUGGGAGAGAUUCAGGGGACGCAAACCAAAGACCAGCCUCGCUGGCUCUUCCUUGCCCGUUGAGCGAAGAUGACGGCACGGUGCCCAGUUGCAGUUUCAUCAUCCUUCCUCAGAGGGACCUGCCCACGGUCCCGCCUUCUCAGGAGGAGACUUACUCCAACCUGAACUUCCCGAAACGAGGCGAGGAGAUGCUGUGCGAAUCCAAGAGAGUGGAGGGAGAAGAAAGGAAGAACUGCCAUCCUGGGGCAGAGAAGUUGGUGGAGGAUGCCCCGGGCCACCAGGAGCAGGCAGCUGGACCCAGCUACGCACGUGUUGUGAAGAGGAAGGCGAAUGGCAAGCAACGCUGGGUGGACAUGGGGAAUCCUCAAGAGACCUCUCUCCUCCCAGGCGUGGGGCUGUCUCCACCCACAAAAGGGGUAGAAGAAAUGUACUCGGUGGUGUGCAAAGAUAAAAAGAAGAAAAAAGCCCAAAGUCCUGAAGGAGCUGGUGAACAGAAAGCCCCCCAAGCAGAGGCGAGCCCAGGACCCUGCCAGGGGGCAACGGUCAGUCAGGAGUCAAAUGGCAUUGCAAGUUACCAGUCCUCAUCGUUCCCCGCCGCCACUGAGCCUUGCUAUCAAUCGAUCCAUUGUGAACCCCGGACCAAGGCCGCAAGCCAGCCGGCUUCAGAGCCCGCUUACGAGACCGUAGAGACUUACUGGCACAACGCGAAGAAAAACCCGAAGGCGUCGAAGUGGAAGACGGUGGCCGAAAACCUGUACGAAAGCAUCGACCAGGUGGCCUUUCAGGGGCAAAGCCGCGGCAGAGCAUCCCAUCUCAAAAGCUGACUCUUGGCGUGGCGUUUCCACGGGUCCGAGGGCCUGCGUCCCGCCUGGUGAAAGGAAGUAUUUAAUCUUAAUACUGAAGCUCCUAAGUCUGAGGUCAGGAGAAAUCAGAACUCAACUGCAGGACGUGCCGUGAAGGGACUGUGAACCGCUGACGGCUGCCCGACCAGACUUGAGAAUGGUUGCGUGUCUCUGAUAAGCUUUCCGCAUGUGUAUCACCCUCCUCGUGGCAGCCUCUGUGAUUUGGGCAGCCACUUGCCCGACCUUGGGCUCGCCCUCCUUGUCUCUGGUGGCUGGGGAGGAUGGGGGUUGUAGUCCAAACGCCUCCAGAAAGUGCCAGGUGGGGAAGGUUGCUCCAAACGUUUUUGCUUCGUCUGCUUCGACAGGCUUUUCUUCUUCGCCGCGUCUGAUCCGUAAAGGAGUCGGCGUUUCCCUGCAGUUGCGCGCGUUCUUCCCAAAUAAAUAUUAAA